Cuscuta europaea is the source of this 2033-nucleotide messenger RNA. The record is from the annotation of a GenBank genome assembly. Lineage: Eukaryota; Viridiplantae; Streptophyta; Magnoliopsida; Solanales; Convolvulaceae.
GUGAAGAUUGAAGAACUAUUAUCAGUUUUAUCACAAGGGAAAUUCGAAGGGAUGGGGGAAUUAUUUCUUUAAAUAACACCUGGGUGUGCACGAGUCAUUCUCCGACGAUCCAUUUCCCCACUCUUUGAGCCACUCUCAUCCCUCCGAGUCUCACAGACAAUUUUAAAAACAGAAGAAAGAAUGCGGCUUUCAUCGUUGUCUCAAGAACCCACUAAACCGGCGGGCUAUGUGUCCAAUCUCGGCUCCUUUCUGUUUGAUUACUCACAAAAGUCCAUCAGCCGAAAUCUCACGUCUUGUAAUGUUUUGUCCAACCACUUGUACUUUAGUGAUUUGCGGAGACAAAGCUACACCAGCAAGCAUAAACACCGGGUAUUGUGUUCGAGUACAAAGGGAAGUGCUUCUGCUAGGCUUGGCAAGGCGUUAAAUCUGUUUAACAGAGCUGUUAGGCUCCAUUGUGAGCAAAUCCCACUUGGGUUUGCUUCAAUCCAGGAAUGCUCUGUUGAGUGUAAUGGGUUAGCCGGGGAUGGGAAUGGAGUGUUGGAGAAUGAAGGGAUCUCAACCAGUGGGGUUCAAGACGAUGGUCCUAAGAAGGUGCUGAUUUUAAUGAGUGAUACGGGAGGGGGCCACCGUGCCUCAGCGGAGGCCAUUAAGGCGGCCUUUAAUCAAGAGUUUGGUGAAAAGUAUCAGGUAAUUGUAUGUGAUCUGUGGACAGAACAUACUCCAUGGCCAUUUAACCAAUUGCCCAAAAGUUAUAGUUUCUUGGUUAAACACUCUUCUUUGUGGAAAAUGACUUAUUAUGCUUCUAGUCCUCGUUUUAUUCACCAACCCAAUUUCGCUGCAACUUCAGCUUUAAUUGCAAGGGAAAUUGCUAAAGGUCUUAUGAAAUACAAACCUGAUAUUAUCGUAAGUGUGCAUCCUCUUAUGCAACAUGUGCCGCUUCGUGUUUUGAGGUCGAAAGGUCUCUUGAACAAGAUUGUGUUUACUACAGUUGUGACGGAUUUAUGCACUUGCCAUCCAACAUGGUUUCACAAGCUUGUAACAAGGUGCUAUGCACCUUCUGAUGAGGUAGCACACCGAGCUAUUAAAGCAGGUCUUCGAUUUUCUCAAAUUAAAAUCUUUGGCCUUCCAGUGCGACCAUCCUUUCUCAAACCUGUUCGGCCUAAGGCUGAACUAAGGGAUGAGCUUGGUUUGGAUGUAGAGCUUCCUGCAGUACUUCUAAUAGGUGGUGGUGAAGGAAUGGGUCCAAUUGAAGCUACUGCUCGUGCACUUGGAGAUGCGCUAUAUGAUGAUAAGCUUGGGGAACCAACAGGUCAGGUCCUCAUAGUAUGUGGGCGUAAUAAGAAGCUUGCGGACAAAUUGGUCUCCAUUGACUGGAAAAUUCCAGUCAAGGUAAAGGGAUUUGUUACAAAAAUGGAAGAGUGCAUGGGAGCUUGUGAUUGCAUUAUAUCUAAGGCUGGUCCUGGAACUAUUGCAGAAGCUAUGAUUCGUGGGCUCCCUAUAGUUUUAAAUGACUACAUUGCUGGCCAGGAAGCGGGGAACGUGCCAUAUGUGGUGAACAAUGGUUGCGGGAAAUUUUCUAAGGUUCCAAAAGAGAUAGCGAACAUUGUUUGUCAGUGGUUUGGACCGAGAAGAGAUGAACUGGAAGCAAUGUCUCGCAACUGCCUUAGGCUGGCUAAGCCUGAAGCUGUGUUUAAGAUUGUCCGCGAUAUGGAUGAGCUUCUCACUGAAAAAAGAUUUUCUCAUCAGUAUUGUGCAGCGUAAUUAUACUAUCUUUAACCGUGCUCAAAGUCCUGAUCAAUCAAUUAUCUUGCUGGAAUGGGAACACCCCGAGUUUGUCUCCAUGAAGAAUUUAUAUUUAGGGGUUAAUCUUUUAUAUGGUAAUGAUAUGUAUACAAACCUUGACAGAGCUCUACCAAGUUCCAUCUGAAUGAUUCAUGUAGAGCCCCAACAUACAGAAAUUGUUCAAUUUGUCUCUUUAUUUCAUAUUAUUCCAAUAAAGACUUUAUGAGCAAAAGUCGUUUUUGAGAAAUUUG